Molecule: messenger RNA, 1215 nt
Organism: Didymodactylos carnosus
Lineage: Eukaryota; Metazoa; Rotifera; Eurotatoria; Philodinida; Philodinidae
Source: the annotation of a GenBank genome assembly
AUGCGUGGAACAUCGACGGCAUUUUUUAUGCUUGCCUUGAGUCUAUUCGAUCCAUUGGUAUUAUUAACAAAAAAUCUUGUUUAUAAAAAUUUUGCCGCAACCCAUCCGUUUCAUUGUAAAAUAUUAUAUUUUUUAAUUUAUCUUUUAACCUAUACUACUGUAUGGAUCUUAGUAGUAAUGACAGUCGAUAAAUUUCUUGCUGUUUGGUUUCCGUUAAAAGUAUUAUACUUCUGCACAAUAUCACGUGCCAAAUAUGUUUGUAUCAUUAUAUUGGGUCUAACAAGUUUAAUAUCGAUACAUCAUUUUUGGACUGUAACAAGUUUAAGCGAUUUUGAUUCGAAUUUAAAUUUAACCGUAAAAUAUUGCUAUUAUGAGACAAAUAAAUAUGAACGAUUCAUGACAAUAUGGCGUUAUGCUGACUUUUUUAUAUGGUGUUUUAUUCCAUUUAUUCUAAUAUUAACACUUAGUAUAUUGAUUAUUUAUAAAUUGCGAAGCAAAAAACCGAUAGACAAAAAUCUCACACCGAAAAAGUUUUAUACAAGCACAUUUUUAGGUAACAGAAAACUAGAAAAUAUCAAAGAUAUUGAAAUACGUAGUAAUCAGAAAACGGACGCUAUUCGACAUAAACAUCGCCAUAUAACAUUAAUGCUGUUAGCAGUGGCUGUUGUUUUUCUUCUUUUAACACUUCCGAAUAGCAUUUAUUUUGUUCUCGAUUUAACAUACGAUUUUACUAAUCGACCUACUGAAAAUAAUUAUACUCAAUGGCUUCGAUAUCGUCGUUUAACAAUAUUGACUGUCGUCAUGUUUCAAAUAAGUGAUUUGCAACAUACAAUGAAUUUUUUUCUCUACAUAUUAACAUCCCAUAAAUUUCGUCAAUCCGUAUUAUCCAUAUUUACCGUGAUACCGUUUUGUCGACAAAAAAUUCAACAAAAUUUAAAGCUAGAUACUACAACAACAACAACACCAACAUAUCUCAUAUCAUUUCGAUCGAGUACAUCUAAUUUAUCAACGACAAAUCAUCGUCAUCAUCAACAAAAUAGUAACAAUCAUCAUUGUCACCAACAUCAAAUGAGAAAUCCACAAAAAAGAACGGUUGUACGACCAAUAGCAAGUAGCACCAACACUAACUCUUCAAUGACCAAGCCAGAACAAUAUAAAUAUCGUGCUUUAUUCAACAAUAAAAGAUUUUCGAAUUCUACGCCAUCUCUCUGUUAA